UACACCUACACCUAUACCCUGACGAUUUGGAGGCUCUUGGUGUUGCUGCCCUGCGCCGAGCUGGUCAAGAUUUGCGCCCUGGAUGCUUUUCCGCAUUCAGCCAUGGACACAACCGAUGCGACCAACCACUCGCCGUUUGGAUAUCAGUUCCACCCAGUCGAACAACCCGACGAGCAAGACCUCUUCGCCCUCCACUUCCCGCCGUCGCCUAAGCAGAAUGGCUUGCUCGACGAGAACGAGAAGCUUUCCCUACAACAGUUCUUCAAUUUAAACAACCCAGGCCCCGCAUUGGAGGACAGUGGGAAUGGCACACUUGAUAUGAUGCCCGGUGGGAGUGGAUCGGGCACAGGGUUCGCGGAUUCUUUAUGGUUGGAAUACUGUCCGCCCGCGAGCGUGCACCACGUCUCCACCACGAUCGCAGACCAGUCACACCUGACCCAUGGAUUCCACACCGAACAUGCCCUCCCGUUCGAUCACCAAAUCCUCAGCGCCGACCCCUUCACGACCGGCCCGGACGAGUUCCAGGCUGCUUCGACCCUUUACCACAACGCUCAAAAUACCCACGCCAACGCCAACGCCAACGCCAACGCCCAUGGCCAUACACAUCCUUCUCACGCCAACACAAAUGCCCGAGCCUACAGCAUGCCAGACCUGCAGCGGGGGCUCGCCCUUUCCAACCUUGGAGUCUCCCCCACCGUCAAUGGCAACUCCCAUGCCUACAACAAUGCUCCAGCAUAUGGCAACAUUCCCCUGGUCAAUACCCACCACGGACCUAUUGACGAGCAACUGGCGGCGCUAUUACCAAAUCAUUCAGAGCAAGGCACGGUAGAUGCGAUCGUGGCAUCUCAAUUCAGCCAGGCACGCCGCCGUCAAGGAUCACAUUUCGGAGAACCGUUGCCCGCGGUACGGAGAGAGUCACUAAAGCGCACCUACACCUACGGCACAGACAGCGCCUUCAACGAGACUGGAUACAUAGCACCUGAGGCGGGUUUGGAGGAAGCCGUGCACGAGCGAUUGGAAAACGACUUGCGAAUGGCACGACCCCUGAUCGACGAGAUCGCUGGAAAGUCAAACGGCAGCGAUAUCAAGUCUGGAAGUGGCGAGGACGGUUCCGAGAACGGCGACGGAUCAAACGGACACAAGAGAAGGAGAAUAGCCCAGGACGGCGAGGAGGAUUCCAAACCAGCAACGGGCCGCAACGGCUCCACCGGCGGACGAGCUACGAAAGCCACAAAAGGGGACGGCGGAAGGAAGAAGAAGCGCGUCAAGGGCCAGCGCGAGAACCUCUCCGAAGAGCAGAAACGCAACAACCACAUCCUCUCCGAGCAGAAGCGCAGAGACAUCAUCAAGCGCGGCUUCAAGGACCUCGAAUUCAUGGUCCCCGAAUGCCGCCGGAACAAGGGCGCCAUGAGCAAGAGCACCGUCCUCAUGGCAUCCGCAGAGUGGCUCAAGAAUCUCAUCGACGGCAACCGCGAGAUCGAACUACGCAUCAAGGCGAUGGCGGGUGACCCCUUACCAACAUGAGCACCACAGAAUCCCGCAGGCUCACACCUUGCACUUCACAACCACAACAAUCACACCCGUCCAUCGGUCUGCAUCAAAGUCACAACUAUCUGACCUGUCAGCCCCCUAAGCCGCAGGACUCCGGACAGCAUCACCUGGCACGACACCACGCCACGCCGUCCAGCACUGACUUGCAUGG
Molecule: messenger RNA, 1702 nt
Organism: Aaosphaeria arxii CBS 175.79
Lineage: Eukaryota; Fungi; Ascomycota; Dothideomycetes; Pleosporales
Exons: 2
Coding region: 103-1524 (473 amino acids)
Biological process (GO): regulation of transcription by RNA polymerase II
Molecular function (GO): RNA polymerase II cis-regulatory region sequence-specific DNA binding; protein dimerization activity; DNA-binding transcription factor activity, RNA polymerase II-specific
Source: RefSeq, a predicted model, not a curated record